Salvia splendens (bonfire salvia) is the source of this 2691-nucleotide messenger RNA. RefSeq names its product serine/threonine protein phosphatase 2A 57 kDa regulatory subunit B' kappa isoform. NCBI's taxonomy places the organism in Eukaryota, Viridiplantae, Streptophyta, Magnoliopsida, Lamiales, Lamiaceae. Bases 924 to 2375 code for a protein of 483 amino acids. The transcript has 2 exons. Gene Ontology annotation, cellular component: protein phosphatase type 2A complex. The record is from RefSeq and is a predicted model, not a curated record. Gene Ontology annotation, molecular function: protein phosphatase regulator activity. Gene Ontology annotation, biological process: signal transduction.
GGACCAUAACAAGGUAAGAAAAAGGCGAAAUCCUAUGUCAUGGAUGAUGGUGGAUCUGCACUCUGAAUCACUGUGGAAAAAGCGCAAUAAUCAUCAUCAUCAUCAUCAUCAUCAUCAUCAUCAUCAUCAUUUCCAUUUCUCAUUUUUCCAAUUCCCAAUUUGUUUUCUAAUUUCUACCCUUCCCAUUUUGAAUUCUUGAAACUGACAAAAAAAACCUGUGAUGAAUUAUUGAAUUGACGAUUUCUCAGCCCAUCAAUGGCAAGUUUCCUAGGUUUUUGGCACCCACGAACACAGACACCUCUAUUGCACAUAUAUAAUAAUGCAAUGUGUAUGUGUAAGUGAAGAUCCUAACCUUUUCCCCCUAAUCUGCAUGUGUGUUUGUGGUUUUUGCCAUUUUUUCUUCCCUUUUCAUUUUCCCUCUCCUCAAUUUGGGGAAUCCUAGGUUUUCUCUGUUUAAAAAUUUCGACUUUUUUCUAGCCCUUUGAAAAGAUUGAUUCAGUUUCUAUCUAAACCCGGGAAAGGGAAGAUAUGCAAUUAUACAUGCAGAUGUAUGUGUGAAUGAAUGUAAGCCAUCUUUGUGAGUUUUUAAUUAUGGUUUCUGCUUUGGUGGGUUGUUUAUUGGAGUCUGGUUGGGUGCAGCUGAGGAAUUUUUGGUGUGCAUUGGUGAAUUUAUAGUUUCGGUUGUAAUUUGUGUAGUUUAUGCGAUUGUGUUAGGAAAUCUCAAUUUAGGGCUGGCUUUUUCUCAGAUCCCCAAUUUGUUUUUAUCAUCCUUGAUUUGUUAAUUAUGUUUCUGGGCUAGUUUUCUUUCAUUCUCUAUGCUUUACUCCAAAAUGCCUUUUAAUUUGAAACCCUAAAGUAUCAGUCUUUUUUCUUUAGUGCUAUAUUCUUCAACUUUUCCUUGGAAAAAAAAUCAAUAACCCAGAAUGUGGAAGCAAAUUCUUGGUAAAUUGCCUCGGAAGCCUCCGGAUACUGAUUCUCCAAGAAACACCAACCCGGGGCCAAAUUCGUCGUCUGCUGGCGGGCCUGCUGCUAAAAGAGCAGCUUCGGCUGCAGUCUUUCCGGCCAGUGUGAUUGCUGGAAUCGAGCCGUUGCUCGCCUUCAAGGAUGUCCCGAGUACAGAAAAGAUGAAUCUUUUCAUAAGUAAGCUGAGUCUCUGCUGUGUGGUGUUUGAUUUCAUUGAUCCCAUGAAGAAUGUUCAAGAAAAGGAGCUUAAACGAUCCACAUUGCUCGAGCUGCUUGAUUUUGUAUCGCAGAACCCCCCGAAAUUCACAGAGCCCGCUAUUUUAGCAUCCUGCAAGAUGUGCUCGGUUAACUUGUUUCGUGUUUUCCCACCAAGUACGCGGUCUAGUAGCUCGAGUUCAGGUGAAAAUGACAAUGAUGACGAGCCAACGUUUGAUCCGGCCUGGUCGCACUUGCAGAUAGUGUAUGAUUUCCUGCUCAAGUUUGUUACUUCACCCUCUUUGGAAACUAAAGUCGCCAAGAAGUAUAUAAAUUACGCCUUUAUUCUGAGAAUCAUUGACUUGUUUGAUUCAGAGGAUCCCCGGGAAAGGGACUGUUUGAAGGCAAUUCUCCACAGGGUAUAUGGGAAGUUUAUGGUUCAUCGGCCAUUUAUAAGGAAGUGUAUGAGCAGUGUGUUCUAUAGAUUUGUGUUUGAGGCAGAGAAACAUAAUGGGAUUGCAGAGUUGUUGGAGAUUUUUGGGAGUGUGAUCACCGGAUUCGCUCUGCCUCUAAAAGAGGAACACAAAAUAUUUCUUUCAAGGGCACUGAUUCCUCUGCACAAGCCAAAGUCAUUGGGGAUUUACUUUCAGCAGCUGUCAUAUUGUGUGAGUCAGUUUAUUGAGAAGGAGCCGAAGUUGGCUAGUUGCGUGAUUACAGGGCUUUUGAAAUAUUGGCCUGUCACGAAUAGCCAAAAGGAGGUCAUGUUUUUGGGUCAGUUGGAGGAGAUUCUUGAAAUAAUUAAUAUGGCCGAGUUUCAAAAGGUCAUGGUUCCAUUGUUUUGGCGUCUUGGGCACUGCAUCAAUAACUACCAUUUUCAGGUAGCUGAAAGAGCUCUUUUUCUGUGGAACAACGAUCAAGUCGUGAACCUAAUAGCACACAACCGGCAAGUUAUAGUGCCAAUAAUUUUCCCAGCUCUGGAACAGAACUCGGAGCACCACUGGAACCAGGCCGUCCUGAACUUGACUCUAAACGUGAAAAGAAUGCUGGCAGAGAUGGACGACACGCUGAUUGUGGCCUGCAUUGCAAAUUACAAGGAGGACCGAGCACGUAAAAAGUCAGAGGUGGAGAGACGGAAGGAAGUGUGGGAGCGACUGGAGAAUGCCGCGAGUCUCCAGCCAGUGACGGGUAGGACUCCAGUUCUGGUAAGCUUAGUGUAGAGUGGGUUGAUGAUUCUGUUUGCCUUGGGGGUUUUUGUGGUGGGGGAAACCAGAAGGAGCCGCGUCGGAAUCGCCGCCGUUUGGUAUGGUAAGGACGCCCAGCCUGUUGUUGUGACAAACUCUAAUCUGAAUCUGCUGAUGCUGCUCUGUUUCUCUAUCUUUAUCUCUAUUCUCCCCAGAAAGGUCUCUGCCUUACUUAGUAUUUUUACUAAACUAAUUGUUGUUUGUUAGUCUCUCUUUUUUUUUUAUUUCUCUCUCUCUGUCUCUUGUUUUCCUACCCUUUUUUGGCCAACUUAAUUAUAAUUAUUAUCUCUCC